CAAAUCUAUGCGCCCAUAGAAACAGAUAGCCCAUUAAAUACUAUACAAAAACUCUCUUUCUCUUCUCUAAAUAAAUAUUCUAACAACAGCCCAAACAACGCCUAGGGUUUUUAUAUACAAAAAAACCCUACUUCUCAGCUCAGUUUCACGCACAUCACACAGCAGCAGCAAUGGUAGGAUUCGAAAUCGGUGCCGUGCCUUUUAAUCCCGACGGCUGGGGUCCACCUGAUUCCGCUGCUGCCGGCCUCUCCGUCCCCAACCACCCAUCCAAUGUCCCCUUCGCUCCCUUCUCCCGCUCCGAGAAAUUGGGGCGAAUCGCUGAUUGGACCAGAAACAUGAAUAAUUCGGGCCGCCCCGGAUCCAAGCAGGGCGGCUACCACGCCGCCGAUUCCGCCUUCGAUUUCUCCGGCGAUGACUCCUUCGCCACCCUCGCCGCCGACGAGGACUCCUCCUUCCGCCUCGUCGACACAUCUGCCAAGUCGCACCACCACAACCCUAACCGCCCCAAAUUCAACCCUAGGUGGCGGUUCAACCCCCACCACGCCCGCUCGCAGCUCCCGCAGCGCCGCGACGAGGAGCAGGAAGCCAAGAAGCGAGAAGCCGAGAAGGAGCGCGCGCGCCGCGAUCGGCUGUACAACGCGAACCGCUCGCAGAUGCCACAGCGUCGUGAGUCGUCGGUGUUCAAGUCUUCGGUCGAUAUCCAGCCCGAAUGGAAUAUGCUGGAUCAAAUUCCGUUCUCGACCUUCUCGAAGCUGUCAUAUUCGGUGCCGGAGCCCGAAGAUUUGUUGAUUUGCGGCGGGCUAGAGUUCUACGAUAGGUCUUAUGAUCGGAUUACUCCGAAGAAUUGCCGGCCAUUGGAACGUUUCAAGAGCCGCAAUUUCUUCAAGGUCACAACCACUGAUGAUCCGGUUAUUAGGCGAUUGGCAAAUGAGGAUAAAGCGACGGUUUUUGCCACUGAUUCAAUUUUGUCGACACUAAUGUGCGCUCCUAGGUCGGUUUACUCGUGGGAUAUUGUGGUUCAGCGCGUUGGAAACAAGCUAUUCCUUGAUAAGAGGGAUGGAUCGCAGUUGGAUUUGCUUGCUGUGCACGAGACCUCGCAGGAGCCGUUGCCUGAUCUCAAGGAUGAUAUCAACUCUAUGCACUCUUUGAGCGUGGAAGCUGCUUACAUCAAUCAAAACUUUUCGCAGCAGGUUUUGAUAAGGGAUGGAAACAAGGUUGCUUUCGAGGAGCCCAACCCCUUUGCUAAUGAAGGGGAGGAAGUGGCUCCGGUUGCUUAUAGGUAUAGGAGGUGGAAGAUGGACGAUGAAAUGUACCUGGUGUCAAGAUGUGAGGUGCAGAGCGUGGUAGAUAUAAACAAUCAGAGGUCGUUCUUGACACUGAAUGCAUUGAAUGAGUUUGAUCCCAAGUACUCAGGUGUCGACUGGAGGCAGAAGCUGGAGACGCAGAGGGGUGCAGUGUUGGCAACUGAGUUGAAGAAUAACGCCAAUAAGUUGGCGAAAUGGACUACUCAGGCUUUGCUGGCUGGUGCUGAUAUGAUGAAGUUGGGGUACGUCUCUCGGGUUCACCCGAGGGAUCAUUUCAACCAUGUGAUAUUGGCGGUUGUGGGAUACAAGCCAAGGGAUUUUGCUACGCAGAUUAAUUUGAAUACUUCUAACAUGUGGGGGAUUGUUAAGAGUAUAGUGGACUUGUGUAUGAAGUUGAAGGAGGGCAAAUAUGUGCUUGUUAAGGAUCCAUCAAAGCCGCAGGUGCGGAUUUAUGAUGUGCCGCAGGAUGCUUUUGAUAACGACUACGUGGAGGAGCCAUUGCCGGAGGAUGAGCAGGUGCAGCCUCCAGUUGAGGAUGCAGAUGGUGUUGAUGCAAAUGCCACCAUUGAUGGUGCUGCCGAAGAUAAGGAGGUUUCUAAAGAUGCUGCUGCUGCUUAACGGCUCUCCGUUGUUGCAUCGGUGCACCAACAACAAAUGCUAUAUAUCACUCAGCCUUGCGCUUUACGGAAGAUGAGAAAAAGCACGCUGUGGAGCGAAAGACCGAACUCUGGGAUUUUUGUUCCUUCCCUUUGCUAGAGCUGUUAUUUGAUUACUCGAAACCUGUAGUAGAAGAAUGUUUCUCUAUUUCAAUGCAUGGGAUUUUAUAUGUGCGUCUGUUUUCAUUUUGUACAUGGUGCUUGGGCGUGUCCCAAUGUCACAGAAUGAUGCUUUCAUACACUAUUAUUUUCAUUACUUUGUUGCAA
Messenger RNA from Salvia miltiorrhiza (redroot sage), 2227 nucleotides. RefSeq names its product eukaryotic translation initiation factor 3 subunit D-like. Lineage: Eukaryota; Viridiplantae; Streptophyta; Magnoliopsida; Lamiales; Lamiaceae. Gene Ontology annotation, cellular component: eukaryotic translation initiation factor 3 complex; cytoplasm. The record is from RefSeq and is a predicted model, not a curated record. Gene Ontology annotation, biological process: translational initiation. Gene Ontology annotation, molecular function: translation initiation factor activity. The transcript has 2 exons. The coding region runs from base 171 to 1922 and encodes 583 amino acids.